This is a messenger RNA of Macrosteles quadrilineatus (aster leafhopper), 4667 nucleotides long. RefSeq names its product mitogen-activated protein kinase kinase kinase 15 (gene Ask1). Bases 221 to 4336 code for a protein of 1371 amino acids. The transcript is spliced from 28 exons. Lineage: Eukaryota; Metazoa; Arthropoda; Insecta; Hemiptera; Cicadellidae. Gene Ontology annotation, biological process: protein phosphorylation; MAPK cascade. The record is from RefSeq and is a predicted model, not a curated record. Gene Ontology annotation, molecular function: protein kinase activity; ATP binding.
GUUACAAGUUAGUGUUUGUGUUUUUGAUGAUAAAUUGUUUCGUUAUUGUAAAAUUAUAGCUGUAGGUAAAUAACUUACUGCCAAUGGCAGAGGAAGACAACAUUUUAAGUCCAUCGUGAAUUUCAGAAGACUAUAAAUACACAAUAAUUGAUGUGUUAGCCUAAAUACAUGUAGGAAAAGGAUAAUCAAGGUGACAGCAAAAGGAUAAUUAAAAAGAAUCAUGCCAACUACCACUGCAGGAGCAGCAAACUCAAAUCCUGCACCUGUAACUGCCCCAGAAGUUGCAUUAGCUGUGGAUAAUGCAGAUAGUCAUAGUCUGGCAGAAAGUGCAGGCAGUCAUAGUGAUGCUGCCACUAGUCAAAGACCUACGAUGGACGUAGUCUGUAUCAUCGACCUGCAGCAACCAUUGCAUCUUGCACAUCGCAAACGAGCCUUAGAAGACAUUAAACAGGCCUGCACUAUUGUCCACGCUAAUUUACAUCUUAUUCAGUUUGAAAAGUUGGAUUUUGGUGAGACUAACGUUUUGACGACAUUUUACAACGCGGACGUAGCUAUGGUAGAUCUCUCCUUGGUUGUGCAGCAGAGCUCACUGUUUUAUCAUCUGGGUGUCCGCCAGAGCUUUGGCAUGAAGGAGAACUGGCUUUUGUACAAUGACAUGGAUACCGAGACUACACUCAGGCUCAAGAUGUCAGCGUGCAACUUCCUGUUCCUCUCCUACCGGCUGGCUCAGUGUGGGACAUGCUUGCUGACCAACCCAGCAGCGGAUAGGCUGGACACAGAGGCUUUGGAUACUCAGCAACCUCUCACAAUCAAGCUGAAGAAACUGCUGCAGGAAGUCGAAAUACAAGCCAAGGUGCACAUAAAGGAGAAGUUUCUGUCUGACCUACGCAAGGCUAGAGACACUCUGACUGGUGAGGAACUCUCCAAGGCUCUACACAACAUGAGACGGAGACUGGACGACCCUCACGUACUGUGUGGGGAGGCCGUGCUCAGCAUGCUCAUCUCCUUCAGGGACAUUCAGGAUUACGAUGCAAUGGUUCAGCUGGUAGAAGAUUUGAAAACCAUCCCCAACAAGAAAAACUAUAUUCAGACACCUGUGAUUCGUUUUCUCUACCCUUUUGCAUUAAACAGACGAAACAAAGAAGGAGACAGAGAAAAAGCGUUGCAAGUAAUUGAGAAGGCGUUGGAAAAGAAAGAGAACCACAUCCCCGACAUGGUUUGUCUAUGUGGCCGCAUCUAUAAGGAUAAGUUUGUAGAGUCACAGUAUACGGACAAGACUAGUCUGGCUAGUGCAAUACACUGGUAUCGUAAAGGAUUCGAGGUCCAACCUAAUGAAUACGCUGGCAUCAAUUUGGCAACACUGCUUGUGAUAGACGGCAGUGAGUUCUCAAAGUCGGACGAGCUUCAGCACAUAGGAAUGGUGUUGAACAACCUUAUUGGCAGGAAGGGCAGCCUGUCGUCUCUACAGGACUACUGGGACGUUGCCACCUUUUUCGAGAUAAGUGUGUUGGCCGAAGACUACACCAAGGCAAUACAGGCGGCUGAGUGUAUGUUCAAACUGAAACCUCCCAAUUGGUAUCUCAAGUCCACCAUUGGCAACAUUUCACUAAUUGAUCGUUUCCGGAAGAAGAACGAGGACUCCCCUGGAACUCCGGAAGAGCAAGUCUUCUCCUUCUGGAUGGAUUACUUUGUCGAAGCAACCAAGACUGAAGUCAGCAACAGCAUCAGGUUCCCUAUUGUAGUUUUGGAGCACAGCAAAAUAUACAUGCCCAGUUACGUCAACGUGAACCUGGGAGCUGAAGAAAAAUCUCUACAGAUCUGGAACCUAUGUACAGACAGCAUGAAGGGAAGUUGUCGACAAGUCCAUGAGUGGUUGUUCACCGCCAGCAUGAUCAAGAGUGUGAGUUUGUACAAGCGAGACGAGAGGUGUUUGUUCUUGUACGUCCACCAGAACUCUGACGACUUCCAGAUGUACUUUCCCAACUCUGAGUGGAGACAGAGGUUCUAUGACCUGGUGUUGGAGAUGACGGUGGACCAGGAGGGGAUGAUCACGGGACUGGACCAGGACCUCAUGCAGGAUCAGAUCAAGUUUGAAUAUGAACUGGAUGACGCAGGCAAGAGGAUAAUUCUGGGCAAAGGAACGUACGGUGUUGUAUUCCAAGCUAGAGAUCUCAACACUCAGGUCAGGAUUGCCGUCAAGGAGAUACCAGAAAAGAACCUGGGAGAUGUACAGCCUCUCCAUGAAGAGAUCAAGCUACACUCCCAGCUAAGACAUCGUAACAUUGUACAGUACCUCGGCUCAGUCUCAGAAGACGGCUACUUCAAGAUCUUCAUGGAGCAAGUACCUGGAGGUAGUUUGUCAGCACUGUUGCGCUCUAAGUGGGGCCCUCUCAAAGAGAACGAGUCUACAAUAUCUUACUACACCAAACAGAUACUGGAGGGCCUUAAGUACUUGCACGAUCAAAAAAUCGUUCACAGAGAUAUCAAAGGUGAUAAUGUGUUGGUCAACACAUACAGCGGUGUUGUGAAGAUCUCAGACUUUGGUACCUCCAAGAGGUUGGCAGGCCUGUGUCCCAGCACAGAGACCUUCACAGGCACACUGCAGUACAUGGCGCCUGAGGUGAUAGACAAAGGACAGCGAGGAUAUGGCGCUCCGGCAGAUAUCUGGUCCCUGGGGUGUACCAUUGUAGAGAUGGCCACUGGCAAGCCUCCCUUCAUAGAGUUAGGCUCCCCCCAGGCGGCUGUGUUCAAGGUCGGCUACUACAAAAUCCACCCUGAGAUACCCUCGGAGCUCAGUGAGAAAGCCAAGAGCUUCAUCCUGCGCUGUUUUGAGCCGGACCCAGCCAACAGGGCAGGAGCUGCAGAACUGCUGGAGGACUUGUUCCUCACUGACAAGAAGAAGACGUCCCGAGCCCUGGUGGCCCCUCAGGAGUUCAGCAGGAGCAUCUCAGUUCCUGCCGACCGAGCUGUCUCCAAAACAAACGUUGUCAACCAGCCUGUAAAUACUGUGAGCUCCAAAAACUACGCACCUACAUCUCCCACCGAAGAAACUGACAGUCUACUCCUGACCCAGUCUCACCCCGUCAAGCACAAAGCAGCCGCUCUGCUCUCACCCAUCUGUAUGCCAGCUGCACUCUCGUAUGGCAGUACAGAGGAGGGUAGUUUGACAAGACGCAGUUCCAGUGGAGGUCUGUUGUCGCCGGAGGUGGUCGGGUUGCCCACGGAGCACGACGGCUUCUACAUGCUCAAGAAAGAUUCCCAGCGGAGGAUGACUCUGUCGCGGGUUCUUAGUCAGGACCAGGCCAACAUCUGCGAGGUGUGGCUGAAGGCUAUACAGUCGGACAUGGGCGACAACGCUCUCAAAAUGAACCACCUAGAGACCCUGAUGAAGGGUUUGAGAGAGUACAUUGCCAAUCAGAACAAAGAUCCACUGGAGACGGCCAUCCACACAAUCAAGGAGGACUUUGAGUUUGACUCAGUGGCCAUCAACCAACUGCACAUGGCCAUCUAUUUGUUCCAGAGUGCGGUUACGGUGGUUCUCAGAUCUCACAGCAUCAAGCCUCAUUGGAUGUUUGCUUUAGACAAUCUCGUCAGGAACUCUGUCCAGGCGGCAAUUACCAUCUUGUCUCCAGAGCUGGGAGCGAACCUGCUUGGUCAAGAUGUGAAGGAUGGUGGGAGAGGAGGUGGAGGAGAUGGACCCCCCUCUGUCCCCUCUACAGUCAACUCCGUCAAGUCCAAGAACACAAGUAUAGACAGCUUCCCCAGCAGCAUCAAGAUGAGGACUGAGUGGAGAGAACAGAUCAACGGACUCAGAUCUGAGAACCACAGACUGAUGCAGGAGUUGUUGGAAGGACAGAGAGUGUACCAGAGCCUGCUGAGACAAGCCCUGGAGGACCACAGACUACAGUUGGCAGCACUGAGACAGUUGGUAGACCAGAUGGGCCUUGUGUCAUCUGUAGUCAAUCAUCUCAGUCAGAGUAAUGGCAGGGAUUUCAGUGAGAGUGAUGUGACCACGUCACCGGAGAGUGAGACGAGCAACCACAACCCCAUGACUCCUAGGAUCAGCAUCACGGAUAGCUCUGUGGACCAGCGGCUGGUAGACUGGCUGCUGGCCUUGCGAUUGGACAACACGUCUAUCAGCAAAUUUUUAACGGAAGAGUAUUGUUUGGAUGAUGUUCUUCAUUACGUCAAUAGAGAAGACAUCCGAAAGUUGGGGCUUAGGGGUGGUGUGGAGCUGAGGGUGUGGAAGGCCAUUGUCAAGUGGAGGAAGGACCAUCGUCCCGGAGUCACUCAACAUCCGCCCCCGACAGUAGACUCCAACCAUAACAGGCUCUGAGCCUUGUAUACGUUGAUAAGUAGAUAUUAUUGUAAUUUCUAUGAAAGUCAAAACCAGUUUCUGUAUAAUCCUUUGUAGGAUUGAUCUUGUGUUUUUGUUAUUUUAUGUUUUGUUUUAACUCUUUUUUGAGUUUAGUAACCGUAAUUGUAUUUGUAUCUUUUAGAAGAUAGUUCAGACAAAUUUUAUCAUUGAAAUGAAUCGAUUGAUCUGUCACAGAGUGAAAUUUCAAGUAAGGCUUUACAUUUAUGUAAAACCAGGUAGAUAUUAUAAUUAUACAGUUGAUUAUUGAUAAUCCAACACUUACAGGACCAAAAGGGUGUCUGAUAUUAAA